Spinacia oleracea (spinach) is the source of this 2899-nucleotide messenger RNA. RefSeq lists its product as uncharacterized. The transcript has 3 exons. Bases 198 to 2768 code for a protein of 856 amino acids. Gene Ontology annotation, molecular function: protein binding. NCBI's taxonomy places the organism in Eukaryota, Viridiplantae, Streptophyta, Magnoliopsida, Caryophyllales, Amaranthaceae. The record is from RefSeq and is a predicted model, not a curated record.
AGAUAGAUACGGUCACAACUCACACGGAGGAGUCAAUAUUCUUUUGUUUAAAAUCCUAAGAUUUUGGAUCAAUCACGGCGCCAAAAGAGGCAGGCAACAGUCGCGCGAAUUUAGGGCUCGUCCAGAUUUAAAACCAGAGUCAACUCUGUAUAAAGAUCCAAUUCAAUUGCCAUCUUCUUCAACAUCCAACUUCUUCAAUGGCUCGUCGCAAAGCGGAUUGGUCGGAGCUGUACCCUGAACUCCUAAGCAACAUCGCCAGCCGCCUCCAAACUCGAGGCGACUUCAACCAUUUCCGAUCAGUCUGCAAAAAUUGGAGAUCAUCUUCAUCAAUCCUCCCUCAUCAAAACCUACCUUACUUGUCCCCUCUCUUCCUUCACACAUUAUCUCCUAUUUCUAUCAAUCUAUGUCAUGCCAGCGCACAAUCGUCCCUCCGUAAAUACAGUUAUUCUGUCAAAAUCGUCGCCAACUCCACAGUUCUCCUUCAACCCAAAAACCCUAACCCUAAUUGCACGCCGCGGAAACCGUGGCUGAUCACAGUCGAGGAGUUUAAUCCAGGUAGUCUUUUACUUAGGAAGCCUCUGACUAGGGAUACAAUUAAAGAUUACCCUGAUAAUUUUCCAAGAACUUUGAAUUUAUCCGAUUUUAGUAUUAGAGAAAUUCGAACGGGUUAUAAUCUUAGGUUCGCCAAACUAAUUUCGCAGUUUCUUGACUUUUCAGAUCCGUAUUGGAAAUCGGGAAAUGAUAAACUGGUUUUGUUUAAGAACCCUAAUUGUGUAGAUGAUUGUUAUGUUUUGAUGCUUCGUCCUGCAGGGGACUUGGUAUAUGUGAGAUUAAAUGAUGGGAAUGAUAAUCGGGAUUUGCGUUGUCAUCCUGUUUCGAAAUUCGAUGAUAUUGUGAACUACAAAGGGAUGGUUUGGGCGAUUGACAGGAGAGGUAGGCCGUAUGUUGUUCACUUUAGUGAUGUUUUGAAAUUGGUUUUAUUUUCGAAUCAUACAAUUUGUAAUAGGAAAUUAUAUACUGAUUCAAGAAAGCGUCUAGUGGAAUCUUCCGAUGGGUUGUAUAUGAUUGAUAGGUAUCAUGAAGAAGAUUGGAUUAAGUUUAGGGUUUAUAAGCUGAAUGAAGAGGAAUGCAAGUGGAAUGAAAUUGAUAGUUUGGGUGGUAGGAUACUGUUUGUGCUUUCUGAUUGCUGUUUCUUUGGUAAUGCUGAAGAUUUUCCAGGGUGUGGAAGGAAUUGCAUCUACUUCCCUAGAGGUCAGUUUAUGCCAUAUAACGGCAAUACUUAUCCGGAUAGCUAUUACUUCAUGGGAGCUACAAAGGAGUUAGAAAUUGGAGUUUUCCACUUGGAUGAUGGUGAAAGCGAACUCGUGUCAACUUCCUCUGGCUAUUCUAGCCUACUAUGGCCACCACCAAAGUGGCUCUUUCCCGGAUGGGAUGGAGAGGAGGAUGAGAUUACUCUCGAUCUCAACAAUAAUGAGAUACACCCAUCCUCUUUAAGCAACUUUUCAGCAUUAGAUGUUAUAGAGCAGCCUGUUGAAACUGGUGUUUCUGACCAACAACUUCAAGGACCAGAUGUACCUUGGGCUGACAUUCCCUCAGACUUGCUAACUGAAAUUGCAAAGUACCUAGAGAGUCGCGCUGAUGUUUGUGUAUCCCGUGCAGUCUGUACGAAUUGGAGAGCUUCUUUUUCACUUCCCCUGAACUCAAGUAUACUGUGUUCCAUGUUACCUUACAAGAUCUCAAACACUUUACCCGAUUUUAUUAGCAAAAUCCGUCCUUUUCAUCUGGUGACAAGCAUUGUCUAUCUUAUCCAUCCAUGUAGCCAAUCACUUGUUCCUUCAAAAAGUUGGUUGGUUACAAUUGAAGAGUUAAAUCCAGGCAAGCUCACCUUACUGCUACCUCUUAGAAGAGCAGCUAUAAAAGAUUUGCCUGAAAAUUUCCCAAAGUUUUUAAGCCUAUCAGAUUUACAUGUGACGGAAAUAUCCAGAGAGUAUAAUUUUCAAAAUGCAGAAGAAAGAUGGUGUGAAUUUUCAUCCAGUGAUUGCCCUUUUGAUUGUGGUGUUCACUCUGUCCAGAAAGUGGUUCUGUUUUCAAACAAGGCUCCUCCUACAAUUGCUGGUACAACUGCUUUUAUUUUAGGCACUAAAGGGAGUCUAGUUGCAUUGGAGCUAGGAAAUCACUCAGAUAAGGCUUGUUGGUUGGUGCGUUGUGGAUCUGUUUAUAAGUUUGAUGAUAUACUCAACUUCAAAGGACAGGUAUAUGGUAUUGAUCGCAAAGGCAGAGUUUAUAUCAUUUCCUACAAUGAGCAAAUCAUUUGUAGGAUAACUAAUGAUGCAAUUGGAACUGGUCAAGCUUCUGAUAGACACAAGCGUUUGGUGGAAUUUCGCGGGGAAUUAUAUGUACUUACUAGAUACAGUCCCGAGAUGAAAAUCAGUUUCUGUGUUUAUAAGCUGAAUGAAGAACAGCAUAAAUGGGAUCAGGUCACAAGUUUGGGAAACAAGAUAUUGUUUGUAACUCCUAAUGUUUGCUUCUUUGUAUCUUCUCGAGACUGUCCAGGGUGGAAAGGGAAUUGCAUUGUGUUUCCUGUAGAUUCUUUACCUUCUUACACACAAAGCAGUCGUCCUGACAUGAGAUUUUUUAGAAGAGCAAGUAGAGAGUUUAAGAUAGGUGUAUUCUACAUGGGGCAAACUGAUGGUGCUAAGCUGAUAAGGUUAUAUCCAGGCUAUUCUGAUUUGUUUUGGCCGCCUCCUUCUUGGCUUUCAGCCACUUAGGUUAAUCUGAACUUCUCAAUUUCAGUAACAACUUUGUAAAAACUUUACAUUUUUAGCUCUGUGUCUUUUGAAUGCUUGGAUUCCUGGAAGUUACAAAAAUGCAAUCUUAUUUUUACACAAUGAUUUUCUUA